This is a messenger RNA of Exaiptasia diaphana, 2304 nucleotides long. RefSeq names its product solute carrier family 15 member 4. Gene Ontology annotation, biological process: transmembrane transport. Gene Ontology annotation, cellular component: membrane. The record is from RefSeq and is a predicted model, not a curated record. The transcript is spliced from 5 exons. Lineage: Eukaryota; Metazoa; Cnidaria; Anthozoa; Actiniaria; Aiptasiidae. Bases 59 to 1891 code for a protein of 610 amino acids. Gene Ontology annotation, molecular function: transmembrane transporter activity.
AGGAUCAACCAAGAAUGAAAAGUACACAUAUUCAUAGUUAAAAAUAACGGACUUAAGAAUGCCUUUGAUAGUAAAUGGUGAAGGUAGUCUUGCAGCGUCGUACAGAGACCGUGAUYUGGUUCAUCAGUUCUACGAGCAGCCCCAGGAACCAACAGAAACAACGCCAUUAAGCCCUCACAAAUCAGAUGCAUUCAAGCUUCAUCGGCGAAUCAAAAUGAGGAGAUUCUGUAUAGCAUGUUUAGUUUUAGCGGAAUUGUGUGAACGAUUUGCUUUCUACUGUAUUAUCAUCAAUCUUGCUCUGUUUAUGGACAACUUUGGAUGGUCCAUGUUUGCAUCAGCGUGUGGUGUCCUUGUCUACUCAUGUAUUGCUUGGUUUAUGUGCGCAUUAGGGGGUCUCGUUGCUGAUUCACGAUUUGGUCGAUAUUCUACUAUAGUAGCUGGGUAUUUUGUAUACUUUAUUGGUGCAAUUGCGUUGGUUGCGAUAUCAGUUUGGAUGGACAACAGAAAACAACAAACAGAGCCCGACGAAAAUCUCCCUAUACUACCCUGGUUAGCAGUUGUUUUGCUUUCCAUAGGAAUAGGGGAGGGGGCUGUAAAGGCAAAUUUGUCAACUUUUAGUGCUGAACAAUUAAGGGGUGAGCCUCCCAAUGGAUCAGGCAAAAGUCUGUUCAACUGUUUUUACUGGGUUGCUAAUGCAUUAUCACUUUGUUGUCUUGCUGGUGUUGGUUUUAUUCAACAGACAAGACUUGAGUGGAGUUCUGGGUUUACACUUGGAUUUGCUAUACCUGUUGGUUCAUUAACAUGCUCUGCUGCAGCUUUCCUUGCCAGUUCAAGAUAUUUUGUUGUCAAAGGUCCGCAUGGGACUGGGCUGAGAAAUUUUUGGUUGAUUGUCAAGCAGGCAUGGAACAAGAGGCAUGAUAAAGUUGAAAUCAGGGAGAUGGCAGUAGGGGCACAAAGACACCCUAACACAAGAAUGAAUUGGUUACAUAAGGCAACUGUUCAGUUUGGUGGAACAUUCCUUAAUUCUGAAGUACAUGAAGCUAGAGCUCUUGGCAAGUCUGUGCUGUUUUGUUCAGCACUCAUUCCAUAUUGGAUCAUCUAUUCUCAGCUUUAUUCAACAUAUUUGCUUCAAGGCCUACACCUAAUGUCUACAAUAAAUCAAUUCGUCAUUCCUGCAGCAUGGAUGAGUUUGAUAGAAAUUGCGGUUGUCCUUUUACUAGUUCCUCUGAUGGAGAGAAUAGUAUACCCAAUGCUCACUCAGUCCAACAUUUAUGUACCACGUCUGUGGAGAGUCGCGUUUGGAAUGCUUCUUAUUGCAGGAUCAUCAGGAAUGGCUGGUUAUGUAGAAAUUUCCAAAGCAGAGUAUUUCCUGAAGAAUGGUUAUAUUAAUCAAACAACUAGCUGCCGCGUCUACAAGGUUGUGGAUGGUUUUUCCAUUUUUAAUCAGUUACCUCAAUAUGUACUUCUUGGGAUAAGUGAGGUGUUCACUAGUAUGUCUGGUCUGGAGCUCGUUUAUGCCGCGUGUCCGACCACGCCCCAGAGUGUAACAGCAGGGCUCUAUAACCUAAUGAUCAGCAUAGGAGGUGUUUUUAGCGUCAUUAUAUUAGGAAUAACUUCUUACUACGACUGGUAUUCAUUACACAUUGGAGAUGACACCGAAUACCUCCAGAACAACAAAACUGCAUAUUAUUACUGGUUGUUAAGUGGUAUUGUACUUCUUGGUGUUUUUAUAUUGGUUGCCAUAGGUUACUGUCAUGAUAUCGGGCUACGACAGCCUCAUCAUCAUCAUCAUCGCCAAUCAUCAUACACGAUGGAAACUGAUAGGGAUUCCAUUGCAGAUCGAAGAAACUUGUCCUCAGCUGAAAAAAGAAUUUAUCCCGAGAUAUCUUAGCACAGACACACAUUAAAAGAUUUUUGCCAAAGGCUUUUAUAUCUUUCUUUGAACGCGUACUUGAGCCAGACCGUCACUGAUAUUAAACAAAUUCCACACCAAUGUAUGACUCUAAAAAUUAUAUUUUCAGUGAUUUCUAUGUUCUCCUGAAGUUCAGCUGUACACACAGCGUUUUUUUAACAGAAUUCAAUUGUAAAUAGUUGGGAAAUUAAUGAUCAAAACUUUUACUACCUGCAGAAUAUUAUGCCAGCUUUGGUUACCAACAUUCAACGUUGAUUAUUGCAUCAUCAAGAGCUAAAGGGUGUCUUCUGUCUCAUUUACAGAAGGAACUACAAUAAUAAUGUGAAAUAUUGAAAGCAAUCUACUAGAGCAAAUAAAAGUUGAGCGUUUCCUCAAAACAUCCCUGUGAUAGA